AGUUAAAUUUUGGACGACAAAAUAUGCUUCUAUACUUCGAACAUGUAAAAUUUCUUAAGGGUUCAACUUGAAAAAUUUCAUGACAUCGACAAUAUUUUCUAAAUUUGGGAGCAACUUUUCAAGUUAUCAAUGGCAUGAAAUAUUCAAUGUAACAACGUACAGAAUAACGAGGACCAAAGGAGGAGGAUUAUUAUCAGCAUCAUUCAUUAAAUCCGUCUCAAAGCAAACAACACCAGCACAAAACAACACUGAUUCUAUCGUAUUAUGAGAAUAAUAUGUGGAACAAGGACAAUGAGGAUGUAAACUAAGAUUCAUAAUGAUACAUAUCAUCAAAUAAUCCGCAAUUACUUGUAGCCAAGAAUUGUUGAGAAUGUUUCGAGAGUUAACAAUAAUCACUAAGAAUGUAUCCUCAACAGCGUUAAUAAGUUCAUCUGCUAUCUCUGUCAUGUGUAUAUUAAAAAGUAAUGUGUUAUCAUCGUCUUCGUUGUUAAUAAUUAUGUUAAAAUUAUCGUUAGCGUUAAUAUUAUUGCAACAAUAUGUUCACCAAUAUAAAAUGGUGAACGUAUUAUCAAUACUAUGUAUUGUGCGAUGAUAGAGCGCGCGCUGGUUAUAAGCGGCCGUCCCGGACAUGGAGCGUUUACCACACGCUCAGCGGUCGGUCACCAUAUCAACAUUAUCACCAACAUCAACGAUACCAUGUACACGUAUUGUACAUUUUGUAAUUGGACGAAAAGCUGAGGUUGCUAAAUUUCAAUCAAAUACACCAGACGAUCAAAUUAAAGAAUUAUUUCGUUGUGCCGCAGAAGCUGGUGUUAGUGAUAUACUAAAAUUAUAUGAUAUCGAUGGUCACCUGUUGAAUUUAAGUGCUGAUCUACCAUCAAAUACACCACGGACCAGGUAUACACUGGAAGUGGUUGCUGCUCAUACAAACGGGAUGCUAUUGGACGAGGUUGGUGUUGAUCUUGCUGCAUUGGAAGAACGAGUAACACAGCUGGAAAAGCAACUGCGCACCGAAUGUGACGUACUUCCGCCUGCAUUACAAGAGCUUAAGCAACAAGUGGAUGGUUUCCGUACUAAAUUGGAAACAACAGAGCAUCUCAGUUGGUUGGGUUUCUAUAAGCAAUUACCAGAACCAAUAUCAACAGAAGAAUGCCGCCGUUUAAAAUAUCGUAGAACAAGUGAUUCAGUGAAGAAACGUGUAAAAGAACGAUAUUAUCAAAUCUGUGAUACAGAAGUGUCAGACCGUGUUCGACAAUGGAUAAGAAUGCCAACAUUUGACUGUCGACCAUGGGAGGAUGAAGAAGUAUUAUUACUGUUACAACAAAUGUUUUUAGAUUUAGGACUAUGUUCACGAUUUGGAAUUGAAUUAAAAACGUUAAGGACAUUUAUUUUUGAAGUUUAUAAAAAUUAUAAUGAUGUGCCUUUUCACAACUUUAGGCAUUGCUUCUGUGUUGCACAAAUGAUGUACACAAUUAUAUGGGCAACAAAUUUACAACAAAAAAUUGGCGAUUUAGAAAUAUUAAUAUUAUUAGUAUCAUGCGUUUGUCAUGAUUUAGAUCAUCCUGGUUAUAAUAAUAUCUAUCAAAUUAAUGCUAAAACAGAAUUAGCAAUACGUUAUAAUGAUAUAUCACCGUUAGAGAAUCAUCAUUGUAGUGUUGCAUUCCGUAUAUUAGAGAACGAUGAUUGUAAUAUAUUUAAAACAUUCUCACAAGAGACAUUUAAACAUGUACGAGAAGGGAUGAUCCGAUGCAUAUUAGCAACAGAUAUGGCACGGCAUAAUGAAAUAUUAGCACAGUUCAAGGAAAUUACACCUGAAUUUGAUUACUCAAAUAAAUCGCAUUUAAAUUUAUUAACAAUGGUUCUCAUCAAAGUGGCAGACAUUUCGAACGAAGCAAGACCAAUGGAUGUUGCUGAACCAUGGCUAGAUCGAUUAUUAACCGAAUUCUUUAAACAAAGUGACGCGGAAAAAUUGGAAGGUCUUCCCGUAACACCAUUUAUGGAUCGUGAAAAAAUAACAAAACCUUCUUCACAAUGUAGUUUUAUUGGUUUCGUGCUCUUACCAUUGUUCGAAGCUUUAGGUGAUCUUUUAACUGAAUUGCAAGAAUUGAUAGUACAACCUGUACGAGAUGCUUUAGACUAUUAUCGAAGGUUGAAUGAAGCCACCAAAGAAGAAAGAUUGCAUAGGAAGAGUGUCGUUGCUGAACUUCUUGAACAUCCAGCUUUAGCGAGGUCAUCGGUUGGUGCUCCACCACAUUCUCAUCACUUUCUACAACAUCCAAAUAGUCCGGAUGAGAGUUCUGGUAGUGAUACAGUCAAUGUUCCAAAAUCAGUUUCAAAUCAUAGUGUAAAAUCUAGGAAAAGUAUCUCAUUUCGAUCUAGGUCUAGAUCAACAGACGAAGAAUAUGACCAAAGUAAUGAUAAUAUUGUAUAUUCAGAUGACGAUCAAAACCUUGCUGAUGUUCUUGAAGAUAACGAAAGUGGAGAUUCAGAAACUGCCACAGAAGUUGAAGUCUCGGAGAAAACAUUAAAGUUUAAAAUAUCAACAGAAGGCAGUGUAGCAAAUACCGGCCGUAAAAGUUAUCCUGGUUCUCGUAAAGGUAGUCGUGAGAAGACUCAAACAUUAACAUGUUCCGAAGUGGCACGCGCUGUACAACGUGAUAAAGAACGCGGUAAAUUUACAGGUGCACUAAGUUUUGAUAGUCGUUUCACAUCGAAACGUCUAUCAAUGGAUAUGAAUGAAAGUAUUGAGCUAUUAAGAAAAUAUCAUGGACGAUCGUUUGAUCGAUCAGGCGGUGGUGGACGAUAUAGUAGUGACAUUAGUUCCCCGACAAGUGAAAAAUCAGUAGAUUUUCAUGAAAAUGAUGAAAUUAAAUUAAAACCAAUUUGUAUAUCCCCGUCAGCACGUAAAUUAAUAUCACCAAAAAUUGAAAUAAAUGAACCAAUUACGUAUCAACAGUCGACGGUACAAGUUGAUUGUAAUAAUAUUAAUAAUAAUACAAGUAAAAGGGACAAUAGUGUGAAAAGUAAAAGUAGUGAUGAUGAAAAUAAUAUGCAUUCACCUCAAGAACAACAAGAAAGUGUUAAAUUAGUAAACAAUAAUCGUUCAUUUUUGUCGAGAUUACGACAAUUUACAGAUAAAUUUACAUUAAGUAUCGAUUCCUCAUCAAAAACACAAUCAUCACCAUCAUCUUCAUCAAUACCCCCACCAAAAUCACCACGUCAUCAUCAUCAUCAUCAUGACGUAAUAAGUAAUUGUUGUAGUAAAAGUAGUGAUGUAGAUUAUGAAAAUGAUAAAAAAGCAAGCACAUUACCAAAGAUAAAUAAACAAAAAGGAUGGCGUACGAUAUUAUCAUCGGAGAAAGUAAAUAGUUUAUCAAAUAUACCAAUAAAUAAAUUAGACAAUCAACAAUCACCAUCUACAUCCGGUUUACAAUCGUCAACAUCCACAUCAACACAAGAAUUAAUUUGUAAAAAAAUUGACCAAAAAAAUAGAAUUACAUCUGGACAGGGUAAUAAUAAAAUAAGUUUAAUACAACAUAUUAAAGAUACAACAUCGGAUGUUGACAAUGUUGAUACAAAGAUUAAUAUUUGA
Molecule: messenger RNA, 3592 nt
Organism: Chrysoperla carnea
Lineage: Eukaryota; Metazoa; Arthropoda; Insecta; Neuroptera; Chrysopidae
Product: high affinity cGMP-specific 3',5'-cyclic phosphodiesterase 9A
Exons: 12
Coding region: 629-3592 (987 amino acids)
Biological process (GO): cGMP catabolic process
Molecular function (GO): 3',5'-cyclic-GMP phosphodiesterase activity
Source: RefSeq, a predicted model, not a curated record